Messenger RNA from Sceloporus undulatus (fence lizard), 954 nucleotides. It is a transcript of the gene EMC10, whose product is annotated as ER membrane protein complex subunit 10. The coding region runs from base 40 to 810 and encodes 256 amino acids. The transcript is spliced from 8 exons. Lineage: Eukaryota; Metazoa; Chordata; Lepidosauria; Squamata; Phrynosomatidae. The record is from RefSeq and is a predicted model, not a curated record. Gene Ontology annotation, cellular component: EMC complex.
GCCACGCCUCCCCCCGUCACGUGACAUGGGAAGACAGCGAUGGUGGCUGCUUGGGCUCCAAAAAGGCUCUUUCGCCUCUCCCUCUUGCUUUCUUCCCUCCAGCUCCUCCUCUCCUUUGCCCACAGCGCCGGGGUCGGGAGCUGUCGAGGAGAGCCGGGUCUCCGGCCAGGUGAGGCCCGGGAUUCUGAAGCUUGUGGGCUGAGCGUGCAGCUGGAGCAUUCGUUUGAACUGGAUGACAGUAUCAGAUUCAAAAAGCGAGGCACCCUUCUGUGGAACAUGAGCCCUGAUCCUAAUCUUUCACUAAGCCAGAAACAGUUGACUGAAGAGGAGCGCAACAAACUUAGGGAAGUGGCUACUGAGGGCGGGCUCUACCGCGUGCGGAUUCCACGACAGCCCCUGGGGAGCACAGAGGACAGUGGAGUUGAAUAUGUCACCUCUUUUGUUCGAGCGUGUUCCAUGGUGGAAUCCCAUCUGUCAGAUAGGCUGACAGUUCACACAGAUGUUGCUGGGAAUAUCAUUGGCCUUUCCAUUGUCACUGUGCCAGGCUCCUGUCAUGGGGCUGAGGUGGAGGACGUGGACCUGGAACUGUUCAAUACCACUGUCAUCCUACAGCAGCCCAUCCCAGCAGCAAUCCCUGAGACGGCAGCAUUUAUUGAACGCAUGGAGCAAGAGCAGGCCCAGAAAGCCAAGAAUCCACAAGAGCAGAAAUCUUUCUUUGCCAAAUAUUGGCAUUUAAUUCUGGGCGGGGCAGUGCUUCUUCUAGCAACCAGCUCUGCAACAGGCCCUCAGGAGCAAGGACGACAGGCCUGAGCAAAAUGGAUGUACAUUAUUCCCAUCGUCCUUUUCCUGAUGAUGUCUGGAGCUCCUGAUGCAGGAGGGCAAGGAGGGGGCAAUGGAGGCAGUGCUGGGGGAGGGGGGCGGUGAAUGGGUUGCAUCUUUUUGUGGAUUGUGGAA